GAUUUUUCAAUGUAGUACCUGCGUUCAGGGUAGUUAGUCAAUUCGUUUUUAGUAUUCAAUAGGAUUCAGUUCGUGUAGGUUUCACUAGUUGUACAAAAAAACACAGAUUCAAAAAAGGCAUACAUUUUUUUUUUUUUAUUUUCGACGGCUUUUACACAUUAUGGACUUCCCGGUUAAUAUAAUUUCGGCUAGUGCUUUCGGUUCUUUUGGCGACAUAUAUAGGUUCGAGGAUGGCAGCGGAGAUGCGCGUGGUUCAUUGUUAUUGGGCAAAAGCAGCUACUGUGGAUUCGGCAGAGUUCAAGGUCAAGGGCUAGACCAGAACGAAACUGAAGAAGGCGGCGGUGGUGGACAUCGUAACGUGAGUAGACGCCACAGUGUGACCACAAUGGUAACGGCCACAACCAUGGCGGCAUCUUCAACCAUGAUAUUGAGCUCAAGUCGUUUCGGGUUAGCCGAAAUGAACAGAAAUGUGGUUCAGCCAUCGAUGGAUAUUGGUGAACAGCGACAACAACAAUAUCAUCGACAACAGACUGGCAUAUCCAUGAGCUUCAGUACGUUAUUGGCCAGGAGUUUGACAGAGGAACCGACAAGUAUGAAUCCAAAUAUAUUACCGUCCGUUGAUGGUGUCCCGUUCAUUAUGCUCGGGCAAGAGCGAUUCGAACUGGAACAGAGACGAUCUUUGUGCUGGGCAUGCGUCUGAGUGUGACGAAAAAUGAUAUUCGCAUGUUCUUUAGUUCCGUGGGAAUGAUCGCUGUCGACCAUGCGAGUAAACCAAGGAUUUUUGUGUACAAAAAUAAGCAAAAUGGACGAUCAAAGGGUGAGGCGACCAUUA
Molecule: messenger RNA, 832 nt
Organism: Drosophila willistoni
Lineage: Eukaryota; Metazoa; Arthropoda; Insecta; Diptera; Drosophilidae
Exons: 2
Coding region: 161-700 (179 amino acids)
Source: RefSeq, a predicted model, not a curated record